ACUUUUCCACCAAAAUUACAAUCUUCUUCUUCCACCACCACCACCACCACCACCACUGACGGCGGCGCUGCAAAUUCUCAUUCCUUCAGAACUCUUCGACCUCAAAACUCUCAUCCAUGGGGAAUUGCAACGCGUGCAUCCGACCUCCCGAAACGGAGCCCCCAAAUUCAAAACCCCGCAAAAACCACCGCGGCGAGCACUUCCCCAAUCCCUACUCCCGAUCCCCGGCUCCGAUCCGCGUGCUGAAGGACUUCAUGCCGCGCACGCGGAUCUCCGACAAGUACGUCCUCGGCCGCGAGCUCGGCCGUGGCGAGUUCGGCGUCACCUACCUCUGCACCGACCGCGAGACGCGCGAGGCGCUCGCGUGCAAGUCCAUCUCGAAGAAGAAGCUCCGCACCGCGGUCGACGUCGAGGACGUCCGCCGCGAGGUGGCGAUCAUGUCGAGCCUGCCGGAGCACGCCAACAUCGUGAAGAUGCGCGCCGCCUACGAGGACAGCGAGGCUGUGCACCUCGUGAUGGAGCUCUGCGAGGGCGGAGAGCUCUUCGACAGGAUCGUGGCGCGGGGACACUACAGCGAGAGGGCGGCCGCCACCGUCGCCAAGACCGUAGCUCAGGUCGUCCGGAUGUGCCACCAGAACGGCGUUAUGCAUAGAGAUUUGAAACCGGAGAAUUUCCUCUUCGCUAACAAGAAGGAGAAUUCGGCUCUCAAAGUCAUCGAUUUCGGCUUGUCGGUCUUCUUCAAGCCUGGUGAAAGGUUUUCUGAAAUCGUGGGAAGUCCGUAUUAUAUGGCGCCGGAGGUAUUGAAGCGAAAUUAUGGACCUGAAGUUGAUAUAUGGAGUGCUGGAGUGAUUCUGUAUAUUCUAUUGUGUGGUGUUCCUCCGUUUUGGGCAGAAAGCGAGCAAGGUGUGGCGCUUGCGAUUUUGAGAGGCGUGAUUGAUUUCAAAAGGGAGCCAUGGCCACAGGUUUCUGAAAGUGCAAAAAGCCUUGUUAGGCAAAUGCUGGAACCAGACACCGAAAAGCGUUUGACAGCUGAGCAGGUUCUUGAGCAUCCAUGGAUACAAAAUGCGAAAAAGGCUCCAAAUGUACCUUUGGGGGAUAUUGUAAGAGCAAGACUCAAACAAUUUUCUGUAAUGAACAGAUUCAAGAAGAAAGCUCUGAGGGUAAUCGCGGAACAUUUGUCUGUUGAAGAGGUAGAAAUAAUUAGAGAUAUGUUCGCAUUGAUGGAUACUGAUGAUGAUGGGAAGGUAACAUUUGAGGAACUAAAAGCUGGUUUGAGGAAAGUGGGUUCCCAGCUUGCAGAUCCUGAGAUAAGGCUACUAAUGGAUGUGGCUGAUGUUGAUGGGAACGGUGUGUUGGACUAUGGAGAAUUUGUGGCUGUUACAAUCCACCUACAGAGGAUGGAGAACGACGAGCAUUUCCGCAAAGCAUUUACGUUCUUCGACAAAGAUGGGAGUGGGUACAUAGAACUAGACGAGCUACGAGAAGCUUUAGUGGACGAUUCAGGUGAACCCGAACUUGAUGUACUUAACAACAUCAUGGGCGAAGUUGAUACUGACAAGGACGGGAAAAUCAGCUACGAUGAGUUUGUGGCAAUGAUGAAAACAGGGACGGACUGGAGAAAGGCCUCGCGACAGUAUUCGAGAGAAAGAUUCAAGAGCUUGAGCUUAAACUUGAUGAAAGAUGGCUCUCUACAGCUGCAAGAUGGUUUUACAGGUCAAACUGUCGUAGUUUAACAUUUUCAGUUCGCUGUAUGCUUUCGGUUACUGCCAAUCCCACCUGUUGCUGCAAACUGGAAAGAAAACCGGUUAUUUCUUGAAGACCUGAGGCUUCUGAAAGCGGAGGAGGCUUGAGGACGAGAUUCGUUGUGAUUCUGUAUUCUUGGUUCGCGAUGCUUCCUUGGUGGGAGAUGGGUUCGAUGAGCAGAGGAAUUUUCAGGGAUAGGUAAAGAGGCUGUGCCCAUGUUUGUGCUGUAUAUUUUAGCAAUCUGUAUACUGUCUCACAUGUGUGUGUAUACGUGAUUUGAAAUGUUAAACGUUGAUUCAUUUAUUCAAUGAUUUAUUGUAAUAA
Salvia hispanica is the source of this 2067-nucleotide messenger RNA. RefSeq names its product calcium-dependent protein kinase 10-like. The record is from RefSeq and is a predicted model, not a curated record. Gene Ontology annotation, molecular function: protein kinase activity; ATP binding; calcium ion binding. Gene Ontology annotation, biological process: protein phosphorylation. Lineage: Eukaryota; Viridiplantae; Streptophyta; Magnoliopsida; Lamiales; Lamiaceae.